Molecule: messenger RNA, 792 nt
Organism: Peromyscus leucopus (white-footed mouse)
Lineage: Eukaryota; Metazoa; Chordata; Mammalia; Rodentia; Cricetidae
Product: ryanodine receptor 3-like
Exons: 2
Coding region: 27-347 (106 amino acids)
Biological process (GO): calcium ion transmembrane transport
Cellular component (GO): calcium channel complex; sarcolemma; sarcoplasmic reticulum membrane
Molecular function (GO): ryanodine-sensitive calcium-release channel activity
Source: RefSeq, a predicted model, not a curated record
UCCAGGAUGCAGAGUUGGUGAGGAUUAUGUUCAACCUCCUAAGGAGACAGUAUGACAGCAUUGGAGAGCUGCUGCAGGCUCUGCGGAAGACCUACACCAUCAGCCAGGCCUCCGUGAGCGACACUGUUAACCUGCUGGCUGCCCUGGGCCAGAUCCGGUCCCUUCUUAGUGUCAGGAUGGGCAAGGAAGAGGAGCUUCUCAUGAUCAACGGGCUAGGGGACAUAAUGAACAACAAGGUGUUUUACCAACACCCCAACCUCAUGAGAGUCCUGGGCAUGCACGAGACGGUGAUGGAGGUCAUGGUGAAUGUGCUGGGUACAGAGAAAUCACAGGUAAUGCUUUACUGAGCCAGAACCUGACUCUCAGGGCAGGAGUACAAAUCUAUUGACUCAGUUUUCCCCUGGGAAGAGGAAAAGAUUUCUACAGAUCCAAAAGGAUGCAAGAAGGGGACCAUUGCUGCUAGCGUAGGGUACAACCAGGAAUUUAUACCAGUUUUCCUGAGAUCUUACUUAAAUUGAAUGGCUUCUUUUUGAUGUUUUUACAUGUAUGUAUAUAUGUCAUGUGCAUGUAUAUAUGUUAGUAUGCUCACAUGCAUGUGGAUGUACAUGUGUAGGUGUGCAUGCACAAUUAUGCACAUACAUAUGGAGGCCUGAAGUUGGCAUAAACUGCCUUCCUAGACUGCUCCCCACUUUACCAACUGAGACAGGGUCUUUCACUGAACCCAAACAUCACAAAUUCAGAUAGUCUACCUAAACAGUUUGUUCUGGGGAUUCUUGUCUCUACCCUCUAAAU